Mus pahari (shrew mouse) is the source of this 3734-nucleotide messenger RNA. It is a transcript of the gene Tmem196, whose product is annotated as transmembrane protein 196. The record is from RefSeq and is a predicted model, not a curated record. Bases 631 to 1179 code for a protein of 182 amino acids. The transcript is spliced from 4 exons. NCBI's taxonomy places the organism in Eukaryota, Metazoa, Chordata, Mammalia, Rodentia, Muridae.
CGGAAAGAGGCCAUCAGACAAGGUCGCUUUUUCUGGCGACACAGCAAGUGCUAGGAACGUGGUGCUGAAUACCAUCCACCCGCUCUGCUUAGAGACCUAGAGACUCACAGAAGCACUUUGCGCAGACAGGAAAACAAAGGAGGGAAGGCGAGAGGACAGGCGGAGAGGGGUUGUGAGCAGCUUCCCUUUAUUACUAGGAAAUCAAGCUUGGUUCCUCCGCCUGGAAGGAGAAGGGAGCCAGAGAGGUGCGGAAGGCUCCUGGGGGCGCAGAGCAGAGACACAGCAGAACUCUGGACUGCGCCUCCGACACUGAAAGGCUUCAGAUCCAGGGUCCGCUCUCCAGAGCCUGGCUCCUCAAUACAAGCUUCUGGACUCCCACCCAUCGCUCACAGUCCCUGUGUGAACGCGCCACAGACUGGAUUAGCUCUGUCUUCUCUGGCCUAGCCACGGAAAUGGUUCUCUGGUUCUGAAAAUCCAGACCUUGUGGAUAAUGUUUUGCUGGUGAAGAAAGAAAAGUUUGAGGAGCUGGACUGUGGUAGGGGGCGGAAAGGGCUGAGGAGGACUUUGGAAGAAAGAAGGUAGAUGAUCAGCUUACAUCUCUGAGCUGGAAGGAAUGAUGACCCAAGGAGAAUGUGCACCAGCGGCCAGAUCAUUGGGAGCCUUUUGGUGCUCUCUGUGCUGGAGAUAGGGCUGGGGGUGUCCAGCGUGGCCGUGGGGGCGGUCAGCUUCAGCCUGGCUCUCCGAGAGCACACGCCGCAGCUCGGAGACUCGUCCCCGGUAUGGAGCGGGGUGUGUUUUCUUCUAUGUGGCAUAUGUGGAAUACUGUGCGCCAAAAAAAAGUCAGGACUUGUUAUGAUCCUCUUUUCAGCCUGCUGUAUCUGUGGACUCAUUGGAGGCAUCCUGAAUUUUCAGUUUCUUCGGGCAGUCACAAAAAAGACCUCAUCCCUGUACCCACUGCAUCUUACUUCCAUGUCUUUGGCAUGUAUCGGCAUUGGGGGUUGCACUAUCUCCUCUUGGCUCACUUGUCGUCUAGCCAGCUAUGAGCAAAGGAGGAUGUUCUCAGAAAGGGAACAUUCCCUGCAUCACUCUCAUGAAAUGGCUGAGAAAGAAAUGACAGACAAUAUGAGCAAUGGAGCACCACAACUGAUAUUUAAUGGAAGAGUACAAUCAAUGUUUUAAAGAACUCAACAUUUUUCAUGUUGUUCAUGAGGCAAGAGAAGCUGAAGACCUGAGAGUGGCAGUUAAAAUGACUCUUGGAUUUGUUGUUAUUUCUCCUGGGCAUCCACUAAAAUUAUUCCUUCUCAGUUUGGCCUCACUCACCCUCUAUCCCUUUCUAGAGGGUAUAAACUUUCCAGAAAUGUUGUAGCUUAGUCAUCUCAGCAGACUGACCAAUUGUUCUGGAGAAGAUUCUUCCAAAAAACUAGAUGGAAAUAGUAGUGAUUAAUACUGUACACAAACACCAUUUGACUAGCAUGAGCUUUAGAAUUGUAAUUGCAUAUUUUAUGAAUAAUCCAAAGUAAACACAUACAGAAUCAACAAUAACUUAUUGAUGUCUUUGUUUUGAAAGACAAAUGACUUUAAGUAUGCUAAAAAUCAAGACCUCAGCAAUUCCUUGUUGCAACAACAUUGUAAUUAAUUUCAAUUUGUGAAUGAAUUAUAUUUCAUAAUUUAUUUAUAAAUUACAAAAAACUAAAGCUUAAAAGUUGAUUUUUUAGUGAGAGAAAGAAUAUUAAUCUGUAUGAUAUUUCUGCACUUUUGAACAAGUAAAUACUACGUAAGGAAAAUAAAUGUUUUCAUUAUUCUGUGCAAAUUGAUCUUCAUGUUCAUGAAUGAGUCUAAGAAUAUUGUGUAUACAUAGGUGUAUAUAUACUGUAAAUACAGAAAAUACAUACAUCAUAUAUUUAUAGCUACGUGAAUGUAAAUAGGUAAUAGGGAAGAAAUUGUGAUGGUAUGAGGUUAUUCCACUAGCUAUGAGAAGGCCAUUGCUCAAAGCUUUCUAAGCCCACAAUGUCACAUAUUUAAUUUUUACUCUAUCCAUGCAUUUACUUCUUUUUCUUAAAUCUAUUGUGUGGUAGAUAAGCAUUGUGGCUGAUAUAUAUGGAGCUGAGUGACAUGAAUAUUGAAGCAUGAAUAUAAACUACUUAGUUGAUGAUAUUUUGCUGUUAUUAUGAUGUUUGUGUAAAAGUAAUUGUUAAUGUUGAUUUAUAAGUGUAACUUCAAUCAUAUAAAUUCUUAUUCUAAACAAAAAUUAGUAUCUAAGAUUAUUCCUGAUAUGUUUAUUUCAUAUAACUUUCAGCCAAUUUAAGCUCUGUAAUUGGGAAGUGGUAACCUUAUUGAAGUUAUACCUUUGCUAUACUUUAUAUGUUUUAUCUCCUUUGAUGAUUAACACGAAGGUCAUGUGUUGGAAAGUAUAUAUUCAAAGUAUCUGAAGGAGUUCUCAGUAUAAGAAAAUUGAAAGAUAAGCUGACAUUCACAUAGCUAAAGCCAGUUUUUCUCUUCCACAAUGCAAUGUUAAAAUAACAACCAACGAUAUGUAUAAAAGAUAAAACAUCAUGGACUCUAAAGAUACUUAUGAAAAUUAAUCUCUGACAACAUACAAAUUAAUAUUUUUAAAUAAGUAGCAUUGCACCAUAUAUUUUAUUAAUUUCGAAAACUAAGCAAAUUUCAACUCAUUUUUCUGAGUUAUUCAAUCACAGUGAAAUUGAUAUAGUUCAUGCUCGGUAUGAGAACACCUUACAGUCACAAGCAAGACAAGAGUUUUCACUGUGCUAACAAAACAGCAAUAAUUUGGUCUAAGGUCCCAUGAGCCUUUAGCAACGUCAUCAGUAAACUUCUUGAGAUAAACUACUUAGAAAAUUCUGGAUGAAAAUGGCCUCUUAUUUUGGUAUAGUUUUGAACCCUUCCUCACUCAUUUGGAUACUUCGUUGUCUGGUAUAUUACAAAUACUGUCCAUAGAUUUGAUACAAAGUAAUGAAUCAUCAUCAUCACUACCCAUUUCAUGCUACACAUAGGCAUGAUAUUUGCCACUAAAAAUGCAAACUCUAAGCACCUCAAAAUCUCAAAUAUAUAUGGUUAUACUAAAUUUCUGCUGGAGUUGGCUUAAUCUUUAAGGAAGAAACCCACUGAAAAUUUUCACUCAAAUUUUGGUAGCAUUUCUCUGUUGGCAUGUAAAAUACAGAAUUAUAAUAUAUCAAUAAAUUUAAUGACUUUUGAAUUUAUUUAUAAAAACACUUAUUAAAAAAACAAAGAAGGCUAUCACUUCUUUGACACACAGAUUUUCAAAAAGAGAUUCAAUCACUGCACUUAUCUAAAUAGUUCACUGUGUGUGUGUGUGUGUGUGUGUGUGUGUGUGUGUGUGUAUGUGUGUGUGUGUGUAAUCAAUUUUAGGCACAUCUUUAAAUGUAAUUAUUUCACCCUUGUGCUUUCUUAGCUCAAAUUGGAGUGGUUUACUUAGGGUAUAAGGUGAUUCUUGAAAUAAGUAGGGGAAGUUAAGAAAACAUUAUUCAAGUAACUGAAAUUUUAAUUUUGAAUGACAAUAAAAAACAUGAGUGCCUACAUCAUAGUUUUAAUAUACAUCUAUCCUGGAUAAAAUAUGAUGUGAUAUUAAAUUAGGAAAAUAUAUGUGAAACUGGUGUGGAGUAUGCUUUAAAUGCAAAAAGAAGACUGUCACUUCUAGGAUAAUAAAAAAAAUAUUUGUAUGUGUAUAUAUGUAUUAUAUACACACAUCUGUUUUA